Molecule: messenger RNA, 854 nt
Organism: Neltuma alba
Lineage: Eukaryota; Viridiplantae; Streptophyta; Magnoliopsida; Fabales; Fabaceae
Product: RING-H2 finger protein ATL22-like
Exons: 2
Coding region: 123-854 (243 amino acids)
Molecular function (GO): polysaccharide binding
Source: RefSeq, a predicted model, not a curated record
UACAUGUUUUUGUGUAUAUAUAUAACCAACCAUUUAUGUACCAACCUGGAACAUUAAACUAGGACUCAUUCCAAGUCGUCGUCGUCGUUGUGUUCUUUCCUCCUUCAUUUCUCAAACUCACCAUGCCUCCAUUCAUCUUCCUCAUCCUCUUCUGGUUUUCAGUCUUCCAAAACUCUGUUCACUUCCUUUCUGCAAAUCCCCCUGCUUCAAGUUGCAGUAAUGGCGCUCCUCGUAUUUCCUAUCCUUUUCGUUUGAAUCCGCAACAACCUCAGCAGUCCAAGUCGUGCGAGGUUCCCUCUGGUUUCGAGCUGUUCUGUGAAAAGAAUCUCACCAAGAUUUACUUUCCUUCUUAUGGCGAUGAUUUGGUGGUGAAAUCAAUUUCCUACCCCACCAAAAGAAUCAAUCUUCUUGACCCCAGAAACUGUGUCCACCACGUGUUUCUGAAUCUCGAUCUUUCUCUCACCCCCUUUCGUUACUUCUAUGUUCUCAAGGACUACACUUAUCUGAACUGUUCGACCAGCCUUUCCCGUCCUUUCAUGGAGGUUCCUUGUAUGAGUGGAUCCGACUUUCAUGUCUACACAGUUGACCCUUCCUUGCCUCUGCCUGCUUCUUGUGUAGCAGUCAAAACCGUUGCGGUCCCCUUCGAAUAUUCCCCUUACCUCGCCGACAACAGUCUCGGUCUCGGAUUAACCUGGGACUCACCUCUGCUUCAAGAAACCAGAACAGAGCACACAGUUGUAGUUAUCUGCGUCUUUGUGAUUGUGAUGGCGAUACUGGUAAGCAUAAAGGUUCAGUGGUCAGGGACGAAUUCUGGGAGAAAGAAGAUCGGUUAUUACAGAGCCUGUGAGAAUUAG